AAUUAAGUAGUUUGUAUAUUUGAUAGUUAAAAGAUCGAAGAAAAUAAAUUUAAUAAAAAUGUCUACAAAAUUUGAACAAACUGUAAUGUAUUCCCAAUUGCAGCCAUGGAGUACGGCAGGCGCACCGCCCUGCAUGGAGCCCGUGACGGGUCCAUCCGUCCCACCGCGCGUUGGCCUAACUUAUCAGACAAAUCGUCCGCAUCCAUGGCGACCGACAUUGGCUUACGAAAUGAUUGAGGUCAAGAACUUAGCUGAGCAACCAGUUACCAAUCAGCUGGUGAAACCAUGCUUCUCACCCACUGGCAUGACCACUGAACCUAUGAAUUUUCCCAACUUGGUAACGGGAUUCGAACGCAAUCCACAACACGCUGCCCGUGCGGCGCUCUACACGCGCUACACCAGCAACGAGUGGGCCAAUAACAAUUUAACCAAAUAUGCAGAGUCCAAUAUUAAUAGGAAUCAGGCAGAGCGCCUACGCAAUGAUGCAGUGCGUCUUAUGCGCGAAACCGAUGAGAAGACUUCGCAAGGGCAGCGUGAUGCCGGACGGCGUUUGGGUGAACGUAUAACAGAUGUAACAUUUUGGCGCAACGAAUUGAGCACCGAAUUGGAUAAAUUGAUUUCGGAGUCAUCGGCGAUAUCCGAAUUGAAGCGUCGUUGUGGCAAAGCCAUGCUCGACUUGGAGGCGCCAUUACAUAUAGCACAAGAGUGCUUGUACCAUCGUGAGGCGCGUGCGGGUGUGGAAAAGGUACACGAUAUGGCUGAAAAGGCGCUGCUCUUAGAAAUAGAUAAUAUAAGAAAUUCGCGCGAUAAACUUAAGGAUUUGCAGGAGAGGAUCACAAAGCAAGCGAACGACUGCCGCGCCGCUCAGCACCUGCUAGAGGACGACGUUGCGCACAAAGAGUCAACGCUGGGCAUUGAUACCGUUUGCCACCAAUUGAAUAACUACAGUCGCGGUAUUACCUACUAUGGAGGUAUUGAAAAGUACGACCCCAGCAUCAGUACACAAGAGUCGUGGGCUGAGGCGAGCAGCCAUCGUGUUAGCAGAUCGCAGGCCGAGCGCGCCAAGCUCUCCCAACUGCGCAGCGAUGCCGAAACGAUCGUCAAUGCGGUUGCUCAAUCUGUAUGGGAUCAUUGGAGUAAUACGAAUAAUGCUUUGGAUCGACGAGCACAAGAAAUGAACGAAUCGAAAAAUAAGAUACAAUUACAUUUGUAUAAGGUGCAACAGGAAUUGUUCGAUUUGGAAAAACAUAUUUUCUUGCUACAAAAAGCCAUACAAGACAAAGCGCAUCCAUUGAGGGUAGCGCAAACUCGUCUGGAAGCGCGUACGCACCGCGAGGGUAUGGAGUUAUGCAAGGAUUGGGCACAGUUGCGUUUGGUGCAGGAAGUACAGGAUCUUCAGGAUACUGUUAAACAGCUUCAUCAUAAGUUGCAAGAAGCCGAGGCUCAGCAUCAGAAUCUGCUAAAAACUCGCUCAACACUCGAGGCUGAUUUGCGGCGCAAAGUGAAUGCAUUGUUUAUUGAUCGUGAAAAAUGUAUGGGAUUGAGACGCUCUUUUCCCGUAAAUAAUUUGAUUAAAUACUAA
This is a messenger RNA of Rhagoletis zephyria (snowberry fruit fly), 1582 nucleotides long. RefSeq names its product tektin-3-like. Gene Ontology annotation, cellular component: microtubule cytoskeleton; nucleus. Gene Ontology annotation, biological process: cilium movement involved in cell motility; cilium assembly. The record is from RefSeq and is a predicted model, not a curated record. NCBI's taxonomy places the organism in Eukaryota, Metazoa, Arthropoda, Insecta, Diptera, Tephritidae.